AAGGCGCAUGCGCAGAACUAAAUAUAAAGAGCCAAAAACGCAGCCUCAGAGAGACGAGCAGCGAUUUUUCAGUCAUCUUGCUGUUACUAUAGGCUGUACAUUCAUUGAUAGCUAAUGCUAGUGGCUAAUGCUAGUGGUUAUUCGUAGAUCACAAUAAAUUGACGGUGCGGAACUACUUUUGGACGACCCGUUCAUGACUUGCACAUCUUAAAGUGACCAAGCAAGCGGCGGGACUUCAGUGGAAGCAGCACGAGCGGUUCGCUUAUCUGGAAGAACAAGAAGGGUCCAAUCUGUAAGGAGAUCACUUUUUCAAAGAAUGGAGAAGGCUGCCAUCACCACCUUGUCAUCCAUGCAUGUGAACAAUGUUAAAGAUGUCCACCAGCAGCUGCGGGCCCUUGCCGAGCAGAGGGAUCCAAAGCCCCCCCACAUUAACAAAAAAGAGGACAAUCAAGCUAAAGGACAAUACGUGACGAAGGCUUUGCAACAUCAAUUAAAAGGUCAGGUCGAGGCGCCAGCUAACUGCUCAACAACACAAGCUCAUAAAGACCAGUUGUGGGGAUCGGAGCCAAAAGGCCCCACGAGUCCACAUUCCCAAGCUGAUCCCGACACGGGGUCGGACUCUUCCGAGAGUGACGACACCGACGGAGGAGAAGAACCCUCCGAGAGUAAAAGCGCCUCUGGAGGUGUCAAUAACAAUUUUAAAAUUAUCUGCGUCGUUUGUUGUGAACGAUUCCAACUCAUGGGACACUUGCGGCAACACUUGGAGACACACAUGACAAUACACACAACAGCCAGUGGAGAAAAAACAUUUGAGUGUGUAUUUUGUGGGAAAACAUUCCCAAAUAAGAGGAAAAUUACCUCACAUUUUAGAGUACACGCUAUGGGAAAACCAUAUUCGUGCUCAGUUUGUGGCAACGCAUUCAUUAAAAGUAAUCUUCUGAAAAAACACAUGAGAAUACAUUUAGACGACGCGCCUUUUAUCUGCUCAAUUUGUGGCAAAGGAUUAAAAAGUAAGUACAGUUUGGACGGCCACAUGAGGACACACACCGGAGAAAAACCAUACGAGUGUCCGGUGUGUAAUAAGCGCUACCAUACGCCGAUAGCUUUAUUUAAUCACAAGAAUAAGCACAGUAAAGACAAACACUUUACUUGCUCAGUUUGCGCUCGCAGUUUCUCUCAAAAGAGCAAUUUGAUGAAACACAUGAUGUUGCACACUGGAGAAAAACCUUUUUCUUGCUCGGCUUGCGGUGCACGUUUUACUCAAAAGGGACAUUUAAUGGCACACUUGAAAAUACACGAAAGUAUGAAACCGUACACGUGCGGCGUGUGCGACAAAACGUUCUCACGUUUACAGCAAGCUGAAAAACACACAUGUACCGGCGGGAACGGCGGCGGUAAAUGAGGGGCUUGAGUUUAUAAUAGUCCGGGAUGGGAACCGACGACGACAAGCAUUUGUGGUGUGGCAUGUUAGCAUGGACACGGUCACAUUGUGACAUCAGAGGACAUUUUUUUCUUUGUAUAUUUUUUUUCUACUGUUGCUUUUGUAUUGUAAUUUGUUGAAGUGAGACGUUAAACGUGUCCAUGUUGUCAUAUCUUGCAGGUUAUGUAAUGUGUCUCUAAUUUCUUUUUUUUUACUUUUAAUAGAGCACAUUUUGCUCUGAAGCCUAAUUAAAAUUGUGACCUUCACCCGCCCAGAGCCGGACGUGUACCUAAUGUGGUUUUACACUUCUGUCACUUCCUGUCCACACGUCUGAUCCCCCCCGUUUUUCCUGUGCUAAACUCAAAGAUCUAUAUAACGUUUUCUGUGUACAGUAAUCCCUCAUUUAUGGUAAUGGUUUUAUUUCAUUUGAACAUGCAUCAGAUUACAAUUGAAUGCAUCACAUAAUCAGUUCACAGUUCCACAUGUCCAAAAGGAGUAGGAAGAAGCAAAGCUUAUUAAAUCCUACCCCUCCAUCUGGUACUUUUACAAUCAGUAACUGUUACAUUUGUUCACUUCCUGCUUUCCAUAAUACAGUUUAGGGUUGUUUUGUUUUUGUUUUUUGUUUUAAAUAAUGCAUUGUCGUCUUUUAUCGCAAUUAUUUGGUUGGACCGGUCCCAAAAAAAAUAAAAUAAAUUUUUUUAAUUUUCUAAAAAUUUUUUUUUUACCAUUAUUAGAACCAUCCACAUAUGAACUAAUACAGUUAUAGCCACCUUUACACUCAUAUUACCCAAUAUGGUGGAUGUAAUCAGGGAAAUAUGUUUCAAUAAAUGUCAGGAUGUGUAGACAGGAAGUGACAUUGGGCGUUAAGUAUGUAAUUAUGAUCAUAAUGACUGUUUUUGAUUUUUUAUUUUAUUUACUAUUAUGGUAUUGUCUGUUGUGAAAUAAAUCUAGAAUAAUUAAAAGUCUGAUUGCUGA
Messenger RNA from Doryrhamphus excisus (bluestripe pipefish), 2395 nucleotides. The record is from RefSeq and is a predicted model, not a curated record. Lineage: Eukaryota; Metazoa; Chordata; Actinopteri; Syngnathiformes; Syngnathidae.